AUGGCAUCAAUCCCACCCCUCAGCAGCUUCCGCUCCGCCCGACGAGGCCCGCGACUACGUGGCGGACGAUCUGCUCCCCGUAGCGGUGAAAUUCUCUCGGAAGAGGAGCUCGAAAAGUCCCGCGACACCAUCAUCCAGCAGACGGACAACGAUGCCACGAGCAGUCGCAUGAGUGCCGUCGCUCUAGGCUACCUGGAUGAUCAGUAUGCCAAAGCCUUCUUCCCUCAAGGUCAAGAAGUGCCCAAACGUUAUCCGAUUAUCAAUCGCGGGACUCAGGUCCGCACUCAAGCCAUCGACAAGCUCGUCUCACGAUUUCUGGAGAGAGAUCCUGCUCGGCGGAAGCAGGUCAUCUCGCUGGGUGCUGGGUCAGACACACGUUUCUUCCGCCUCUGCGCCGGAAAGCACAAUGUUAUCUACCAUGAGAUUGAUUUUGAAGAAAACGUCAUCCCCAAGCGAACGGCAAUCCGAGAAUCCAAGGACCUUGCUCGCAUGACUUUGGCGGAGGAGAAUGGCUCCUCGUAUCAUCUACAUGCUCUAGAUCUGAGGGAUCUGACGAAGAGGUCACCACCCAUCAUCCCUGGACUCGAGUCGGAAACGGCUACUCUUAUCCUCAGCGAGUGCUGUCUCUGCUAUUUGCCACCGGAUAUGGCGAGUAGUGUUCUGCAGUACUUCACCAUGAAUCUCAAACACGAAAUGGCGAUCGUUCUGUAUGAGCCCAUACGACCAUAUGAUGCAUUUGGGAAGACCAUGGUCACCAAUCUUUCCUCUCGCGGAAUCGAGCUAAGAACGCUGAAGCGAUACUAUUCUCUCGGUGCGCAGCGACAGAGAUUGCGACUUGCUGGCUUCCAAACCGGACAAGGUGCGAGAGACGUGCACCAGAUUUGGAGUAGUGACGAGUGGGUGAGCAAGUCCGAGCGGGAGCGAAUCGAGAAGCUCGAAUGGCUGGAUGAGGUUGAGGAGUGGAAAUUGCUAGCGAGUCACUACUGUGUGGCGUGGGGAUGGAGGGGAGAGGGGUUUGGAGCAGCUUGGAGCGAUAUUGCUGGCGCUGCUACGAGUGAGGAGGCAAAAGAAGAAGAGUUGAUGUAG
This is a messenger RNA of Ramularia collo-cygni, 1086 nucleotides long. RefSeq names its product related to Leucine carboxyl methyltransferase 1. Gene Ontology annotation, biological process: C-terminal protein methylation. Lineage: Eukaryota; Fungi; Ascomycota; Dothideomycetes; Mycosphaerellales; Mycosphaerellaceae. Gene Ontology annotation, molecular function: protein C-terminal leucine carboxyl O-methyltransferase activity. The record is from RefSeq and is a predicted model, not a curated record. The transcript has a single exon. The coding region runs from base 1 to 1086 and encodes 361 amino acids.